AUGAAGAGCGAGGAGUUGCAGAUUCUCCCCGAGCAUCUGGCAGCAGAGGAGCAGUGCACCAAGAACAAGGCAUCACAGGGUUCCACUCGCCUGGAGAGCCGCAAGGGGGCAGAGGUGGAGGCAAAAUUGUCAGAGGCCGCCUGGAUGUUGAAGCAAGAAAGCCGCAGAGUUUUCUCAGAGCUCAUGAGCCUGAAAAAGCGCAAGCAGCAGUUCGAAGAGGGUCAGGUUGCAGCUGCAAGGGCCAUCACGCAAAAGGCAAAUAUCGUGUAUCAGAUGCUGCGCAAAGUGCAUGCCAACUUCCAGCGGGUAUUCAGCGAGAUGGCCCCUGGACUUGUGGGCCUCGGAGAUGUGCUGGGUGAGCACAUCGACAUGACAGUGGUGGCCUUGAGCUUGGUGUUUGCCAUCCAAAAGCUUGCGCGUGGUCCCUUCUACUUGCUGGACGAAAUCGACACAGCACUGGACGCCUUCUACCAUACGGUGCUGGCCCACAAC
This is a messenger RNA of Symbiodinium sp. CCMP2592, 492 nucleotides long. The record is from the annotation of a GenBank genome assembly. Lineage: Eukaryota; Dinophyceae; Suessiales; Symbiodiniaceae.